Thamnophis elegans (Western terrestrial garter snake) is the source of this 1761-nucleotide messenger RNA. RefSeq names its product DnaJ heat shock protein family (Hsp40) member A3 (gene DNAJA3). NCBI's taxonomy places the organism in Eukaryota, Metazoa, Chordata, Lepidosauria, Squamata, Natricidae. The transcript has 12 exons. Gene Ontology annotation, molecular function: heat shock protein binding; protein kinase binding; ATP binding. Gene Ontology annotation, biological process: response to heat; mitochondrion organization; negative regulation of apoptotic process. Gene Ontology annotation, cellular component: mitochondrion. The record is from RefSeq and is a predicted model, not a curated record. The coding region runs from base 40 to 1470 and encodes 476 amino acids.
GCUGGCGAGCGCAGGCGCACUGCGGCAGAGCAACGCAAGAUGGCGGCCGGGUGCGUCUCACGUUGGCUGGCGGAGGCGGCAACCGCUGCCGGGAGCUGCCGGGCGGGCGGCGGGGAGCCGCGACGCCUGGCGCUGGUGUUGGCUCUUGCCCGCUGGCGGAGCGUGGCCCCCGUCGCCUCUCGCGCGGCCCUGGCGCCGCGGGUGGGAAACCGCUGCGGAACCCGACCGCUUCCUCUCGUCUGGGCGGCCUCCUUCCACACCAGCCGCUCCUUCUCCUCCUCCAGCAGCAGCAAAGAGGAUUAUUACCAGAUUCUGGGAGUGCCUCGCUCCGCCAGCCAGAAGGAGAUCAAGAAAGCCUAUUACCAGCUGGCCAAGAAGUAUCAUCCUGACACCAAUAAGGAUGACCCUAAAGCAAAGGAAAAGUUUUCUCAAUUGGCUGAGGCCUACGAGGUCUUGGGAGAUGAAGUAAAGCGGAAGCAGUAUGAUGCUUACGGUACAGCGGACUUUGGCUUCGGCUCUGGCUCGGCAGGUUCCGGGCAGCAGUACAGGCACACUGGCCCAACCAUUGACCCUGAGGAGCUGUUCAGGAAGAUCUUUGGCGAGUUCUCGCAGUCCCCCUUCGGAGACUUUAGCACCGUCUUUGACCAGCCCCAGGAGUACAUCAUGGAUCUGACAUUCAGCCAGGCAGCAAAGGGCGUCAACAAGCAGAUCACAGUGAACAUCAAUGACAAUUGCCAGCGCUGUGAUGGCAAAGGGCAUGAACCGGGCACCAGAGUAGUGCAUUGCUCCUACUGCAACGGGACUGGCACAGAGACGAUCAACACAGGCCCGUUCGUCAUGCGUUCAACGUGUCGGCGGUGCAGUGGGCGUGGCUCAGUUGUAACUAACCCAUGUGUGAUUUGUCGUGGCUCUGGCCAAACCAAACAGAAGAAGAUAGUGAUGGUCCCGGUCCCAGCAGGUGUGGAGGAUGGGCAGACCAUUCGGAUGCCUGUCGGGCGGAAAGAAGUUUUCAUUACCUUCAGGGUUCAGAAAAGCCCCGUGUUCCGAAGAGACGGUGCUGAUAUCCACUCCGACCUCUUCAUCUCCAUAGCACAAGCUCUUCUUGGAGGGACAGCAAGGUCGCCCGGCCUGUAUGAGACGAUCAACGUUCUGAUCCCUCCUGGCAUUCAGGCUGAGCAGAGGAUUCGGAUGAGUGGGAAGGGAAUUCCCAGAGUGAACAGCUACGGUUAUGGAGACCACUACCUUCAUAUCAAGAUCAAAGUGCCCAAGAGGCUGACGGAUCGCCAGCGAGCCUUGAUGUUGAGCUACGCAGAAGAUGAAGCUGAUGUAGAAGGGACUGUGAAUGGCAUCGCCAGCACAACCACUGGUGGCAGGGGCACGGCUAGCACAGGGGCAGGCGAAGAGAGGCCUGAGGCAGGGGACGGCACAGAGGGAUUCCUAGCUAAACUUAAGAAAAUGUUUAGCUUCUGAUUAACUGCACCAGAGGUAAACGUUCCACCGGAAACUAGAUGAUGGGGCAGGAGCAGCUUGGAAGGCGUGAUGGAACUGAAGAGGGAGACGCAUUGAAAGCCCACCGCCCGAUGGCUCCAUUGAAGGAAGGAGGCCUCUCCCCUGGAUGUUACAUUGCAGCCUUUUCAGCCGAAGGAGGGGGGGGGGUUGUGAAAGGGUCUUGGCCUUCCUGGACUUGUUUCUCCCUGAACAGAGCAGACUGCUGGGUGGGUGGGGGGCCCGGAGAGAAAAAAUAAAGCUACCUUGUGCCGA